AAGCCCUUUCUUCCUCCAACCCUCUCUCCCUUUGAUUCCAUUCCUGACAUCUGCAUGAGGUCCACCCAAUUGACCCCCGUCAAGCUCGUGGCAGUCUCUCAUGAGGAGGUCCUUGCCGUCCUGCGGACCCUGCCCCAUCCUGUUUCUGUUCCUGCUCCUGUUCCUGCUCCUGUUCCUGCUCCUGCUCCUGUUCCUGCUCCUGCUCCUGCUCCUGCUGCUGCUACGCCUGCUGCUGCUGCUGGAGAGGCCCAAACCUGGAGGGCUGCUAUCCAUUCACAUAUUACCCCGCCCUCUGCGUCCCCUGUGCCUGCGCCUGCGCCUGUGCGUGUACCUUUGCAAACGGCGGCGACAUUAAUUAGGGAGCCAACAGGACAGAACACCACUCUGGCCCCUGUAUCCUCACCGCCGAGGACCUCGAUAGCGCCUCCACAACACGCCAGCAGCGUCGAAGACAGCAGCAGCAGAAGCUACAGCCACAAUAAUAAUUUCAACAGUAAUGGCAACAACACUAGCAACAGUGGAUAUGAACACGACCAUGGCGAGGGCAUGGCUCGUAACAACAGUUACAACCACGCCCACAACAACAACCGCGGUUACAGUCACCCCUACAACCAAGGCCACCAUAACGAGCAACGCUAUAGCAGCAAUCAGGGCUACAGUGGCUUCACUCAAAACCACAGUCAAGACUACAACAGUAACCAGAGUGGCCACCCAAACCAUCAAGACAUCAAUUGCAACUCCAUUUCCACUUCCGCAGACGGGUCGGAACCUUUAACCUCUCAAUUAUCUCGUCCUCAUUAUGACCUGGGGAGCAAUACGCCGUCAUUAUCACCACCACAGCUGCCAUUCGAAUUUCAUGCACUCCAAGAGCUAUCAACUCAGGAGAAAAUAUCUUCACGUCUAUUGUCGAACCAAGAAGCAAACUCUAUCUCCGUAGAUAUAUGUUCACAGGCAGUGGACGAGAUAAUCUCAACCCCCCAGUGUGAUCUUCAAACAAUGCCCUCAUCGCCAUAUAGCCAGAGUGCGAGUUUCGAUGCGACAAGGAUGGCCAAGUCUCAUUCCGGAAGCGAGAUCCAUUAUUCUUCGCCUCAAGACAUUUGCUCGAGCCUUGCGAAUCCGGCUAUAAUCGAUGGGGUUUAUGAAGAACAGCGUAGCCUAUGGUCGACACCUAUCGUGAGGGAUGGCCCUGACUUGAUUCAUACGCAAUGGACCUCGUUCAAAGGUGUAGAGCAAGGAGUCGUCGGACCUAGCGUGUUUGAUGAACCGCAGGCUAUGCUUGACAUCAACAUUACUUAUCCAGAGUCCAAUGAUAUUAGAAGUCUGCUAAGUCACUUGGAUCCGCAGCUCGCAGCUUUUCCAGCUUCAGUAUGGUGGCCUGUGCUCUCCCGUCUUUUUAAAUCCGCGAUGCUCAUCUCCGAUCAGCACCAUCCAAAACCUAAUCAUGGUCAAGGUGUAUUCAAGAUCGAGGCAGGCGGGAUGCCUUACGGCCUCGAACGCUAUGACAAUGCAUGGCUCCAUAGCGGCUCUUCUCUGAGAUACGACGACUCGAGCGACCUGGGCGACGCGAUGUAUCUAUACCACUCUCAUGAGUACCUAGGACCGGUGACGGAGUCUGAUCCCCUAGUCAACCUCCGCCUCGUUUAUGCAGCACACCAGCUACCGCGGGGUAUGGACUUUGCCAGUUUGGUGGGACCACUUCGCAAUGACCACAAGGUUGAUACAUAUCUGAUCCCCCACGAAUCUGCGCUCAUCUACGACGACCACGAUGUUGUUUUUGGGUUGUCAGGGACAGGGGGACGAGUUUGUCGUGGACUACAAGCAUUUCUGCAGAACUUGAACCCGAGGACGGAGGGCUUCACGCUAUGGCAGCUAUGCCUACUAAUUCCCAGUAAAAUCAUCCAUUACUUGACGGGAUCAGCAGAAUGUGCUCAAACCGACAAGAAAUGCGCGCAAGCCAGCGACGAAAAGCGGGAGAAUAACUCGAUCGCAUCCUCGAUCGCUUGCCUCAAGGAGGCACUGGGACGCAGCUAUGGGCCGAUUCCUGGCGCAGAGCAAGAAAGCGUGUUCACGGUUGAGUCGUGCUCCUUGGGCACAAUCAUGGGCGCGAUUAGAUUCAUAAUCGACAUCUUUUUGUCCCACGACGAGAUUUGCGAAAGCUGUGACGAGUAUUACCAAGGUGGUCAGCCAAGCAUGAUCCCCAAGAGGAUGCAACUAUCUCGGAGGAUUCUUAACAAGACUGUUCGGAUGGAUAGAAGGGUACCAAUAGCUUAUAUCUUGCGACCAGAGAUGCACUCAUGCCUCAAGGACAUGCAAACGAGGCGGUACCAUCUCCAGUUUCUCUUGAACAUCACUCAAGCGCGCGAGUUGGCUGGCGAACGUGCGGCUAUGGUUCGAGGGUUCGGUGUGCCGAAGGAAGUCGUGAUAUGCAUUUCGGACGAACCUGCACCCCCUCAGGAUGGGCUCAUAUCCCGCAAAGACGAGGUUAGGGUGUGCGACGUAGGCGGGAAUGAUCCGUGGCGCAUCGAGGCUGCGGUGGUUGAGAUCGUCAUUUGGAUGGCAACAGUGGGUUUAGGAGACUGGUCCAUCGAGAUUUAUAUUCCCGAACGCACUGCGGCGAGGCUGAGAAGUUCUGGAGAGGCCAGCGAGCGAGACGGGAAAGGCUUCCGAUACAGCAUAAAGACUCCGUCCGCGGGCGAACAGAGCAGCUGCAGCGGAAUGAGGCUGGAGCCUGCUGAAGAGGAAUCGACUCUGCUGAUCCAUAGUCUGAGCGAGAGCAAAGGGAUUCAGAGGGCAGUGAACACUAUAUUAGUUGCUACAUAUGCAGUAAACGACAAUGUACUAUGACUUAUACGCGGCUCACACGCGUCAAGCAAAACUCUAAAGGACGCGUCCUAUUUUGCUGUGCGUCUGUUGAGCCAUCAACCAUUUUUUUUCAAUUCUAUCUUUCGUGGCUUUCAUGUUGCUCCUCUUGUGCCUUCGUAAUCAAGAAGCAGUUUAUUGACAGUAGUACAAACACAG
This is a messenger RNA of Gamsiella multidivaricata, 3018 nucleotides long. RefSeq lists its product as uncharacterized. The record is from RefSeq and is a predicted model, not a curated record. The coding region runs from base 55 to 2844 and encodes 929 amino acids. NCBI's taxonomy places the organism in Eukaryota, Fungi, Mortierellomycota, Mortierellomycetes, Mortierellales, Mortierellaceae. The transcript has 2 exons.